Vairimorpha ceranae is the source of this 654-nucleotide messenger RNA. Its product is annotated as superoxide dismutase. Bases 1 to 654 code for a protein of 217 amino acids. Gene Ontology annotation, molecular function: superoxide dismutase activity; metal ion binding. Gene Ontology annotation, biological process: superoxide metabolic process. Lineage: Eukaryota; Fungi; Microsporidia; Nosematidae. The transcript has a single exon. The record is from RefSeq and is a predicted model, not a curated record.
AUGUUCACUCUUCCAAAUCUGAAAUAUAGUUAUAAAUCUCUAGAGCCUUAUAUAAGUGAAGAUAUAAUGGAGACCCACCACUCUAAGCACCAUCAAGCGUAUGUAGACACUCUUAAUAAAAUAAUAUUAGAUAACAAUUUGUGUGGUAAAUCAUUAAAUUCAUUACUUUUUAAUAAUAAAGGAAAUGCACUUGUUGAUAAACAAUUAAGAGAUUAUGGUGGUGGUCAUUACAACCAUAGUCUUUUCUGGUUGGUAAUGUCACCAGAAAAUAAAAAGAUUUCUUCCCAGUUAGAAAGUGCUAUAAUAAAAGACUUUGAAUCAAUAAAUAAAUUUAAGGAGAAUUUUAAUACUGAAGCUGUAAAAUUAUUUGGAUCAGGAUGGGUGUGGUUGAUAUAUAAAGAUAAAUUGUGUAUUAAGACCAGUGUUAAUCAAGAUAAUCCUAUGAUGGAGGAUGGUGAAUGUAUUCCUUUACUAUGUCUUGAUGUAUGGGAACAUGCGUAUUAUUUACAGUAUAAAAAUAGGAGAAAAGAAUACAUUAAUGAAUGGUGGAAUGUAAUUGAUUGGGAUGUAGUUAAUGAAAUAUAUCAAAAAUGUGUGGUAGAAAAGAAAGGUAAUGUGUUUAUUACUGAUGAUGGUCAAUUAUGCAUAAAUUAA